Messenger RNA from Solanum lycopersicum (tomato), 2875 nucleotides. RefSeq names its product zinc finger protein ZAT1-like. NCBI's taxonomy places the organism in Eukaryota, Viridiplantae, Streptophyta, Magnoliopsida, Solanales, Solanaceae. The record is from RefSeq and is a predicted model, not a curated record.
UUCAAACAAAAGGUCGGUUGUUGGGCUGGUCUUUUCUUAUACCUUUAUGAUAAAAUCCAAAAAAGGUCUUUACAUCACACGAUUCUCAGUUGGCUAAUUUUGGUGCUCUAAGCUAAUAUCCAAUGACUCAUUCGUUGUCAAAUGGGCCUAAGUAAUGGGUUUGAUUGUUGAAGAAUAUGUCAAGUCAUGUCAUAUAAACCAACUUUUUUGAGCCUGAAAUUUGUUCCCCAACGUAUAUCAAGUUGAUAUUCCGGAUCUUGAAUAUAAACUAAAUGAGUUCAAUCUUUUACUUCUUUAGUAUAGAUUGUCAAGUUACUCAUUUUUGUUCAAACCACCCACCUCGAAUGUACUGUGAUUUCAGAUGAACUAGAUGCGACAUGCGCCUCAGAUUACAACUAUGUUUCAUCUGCUAUCACAAACAGUAGGAGAUGCACAAAUACUCUGCCUUCACUACCUUAAAAUCUUGGAUUUGUUUCUCGUGGAAAUAUACAAGUACUCUUUCUUAAAAAUCUUGAAUACUACUAUGGAUAUUAGUCAGAAUCCUUGUUAAACUUCUUUAGGUUGUCACUUGUCAAGUUGACUUGUAUAAUUUCUCAAUUUUCAUCAUCGAUUAUAAAUUAGAGUUGACUCUACCCAUGUGAGCUUUGGAAAGUUUAACCGAUUUAAAAGAAAUAAGUUUACGAUCACAUGGAAUAUGACAUAGGGGGAGUAUGAUAAUAAGUAAGACUAAGUUGCAAUUGCAAUACACAACACUAUUACCAUUAAUUCUACUCCAAAUUAAUUGAUAGAUCGUCAAUCGAACCUAACUAAUAAAGGUGAAACUAGCCAACCAAUUGAUCUAAUAAUCAAAGUUACGAUCUCAACCAAUUCAAAGCACUCUAGACUUUGAAUUUUUUUAUUGUUCUAUUUGCCCUUUAUUUGUUUGAUUUUAAUAAAGGUGACAAAUCUUUAAUUGCAUGUAUGGCUUUCUCCUCAAGAAUUAAAGAACUCUGUUUCUGCUCACUCUCCAAUUGGUUAGUUUCUGAGUGUAUAUAUACAACCCAAGAAACGAACUCCUAACAAACCCAUCUUCUCCAUUUUGUUAGAGUUCGAGUCGGAAUACACAGUUCCCAUUACUGAUUUCUUAAUUUUGCAAAACUUUUGAGCUUUCGUUUUAGUGCGCCAUUAUUCUUUCAGCAUUUCCUACUGAUUUUCCUCUUCAAGUAAGAUUCUUUUUGCGAACCCCAAAUGGAAGAACCACAAGGACACAAGUUUAUAUGCAAAUUUUGUGACAAGAGUUGUGAUAGUGGAAAGUCAUUGGGAGGUCACAUGAGGGGUCAUUUAGCAUUGAUUUCAGCUGCAAAGAAUCAGAAAGAAGAAGCUGAUGGCAAAAUGGGUUCUCAAGAAGAAGAAGAAGCUGCAAAUACCCAUGAAGAUUUGAGCAUUUCAGGGCAAUCUGAUGGAAGCAUGAAUCAAGAAAAGGAAAAUAAUAUCAGCAUUGGUGAUGAUGGUGACUCAGUUGGUUACAGUUUAAGAGAGAAUCCAAGAAAAUCUUGGAGGGUUUCUGAUUUAAAGAUUUGUUCUUUGGAAACAACAAACAUCUGUAAAGAAUGUGGCAAAGAAUUCCCCUCCAUGAAAGCUCUGGCAGGUCAUUUGCGAACUCAUUCGAAGAAAGGGAUGGAAAAAUGUCAUAUUUGUGAGAAAUGUGGAAAAGGGUUCGUUUCAAUGAGGGCCCUUUUUGGUCACAUGAAAGUUCACUCGAAAAGAUUAAGGGUUGAUAAUCAAGAUUCUGAAUCAAAACAGAGUUUGUCUGAUUUCGAUACUGUUUGCCCUAUUCGGAAGAAGAGAUCAAAGAUAAAGUAUAAGAUGGACGCAAGUUCUUCUUUUUCCGGUUUGAAUGAAUCCUCUUCUGCAAUUAGUGAAGUUGAUGAAAUGGAAGAAGCUGCUAGGUGUUUGAUGAUGCUGUCAUCGGGUGUUACGGACUGGGAUGAAUACAUUUCGAUUUCAGAGAAUUCUACAAAUGAAAAUGUCAUUCUUGAAAGUGAAUCAUUACACUGUGCUAAGGGGAUUUCCGCUGAUGCUUUUACUGUAAAGCAUUUGUCUCAUACUGUCUUUUCUGAUUCUGGCUGUGUUGAUGGUUACGAAAAGAACUACGAAAUUGCUGAGUUUUCAGACAGGUUGAUGUUGAUCAACACUGAGAUCACAAAGGUGUGCUAUUCUACUGAAAUGCAGUUUGAGAAUGAUCCAAGCUCAUCAGUUGUAAUGCAGGAUCUUGCUUUUCUGAAUUCUUGUUCAGUCAAGAAUGCAGGGCUGAACAUGGGCAAUUCUCAACUUGGAGAAAUCAGGACAAGUCCUGAUCCUAUCAAAAGCAAGGUUCACAAAUGCCCAAUUUGCUCCAAAGUUUUCCCAUCAGGCCAAUCUUUGGGAGGUCACAAGAGGGCUCAUUACACUGGAUUCACUGAAAGCAAAACUAAAGAGACUAUGGUGAAAAAAUUGGAUGAUGUUGCUGAUAAUCAUAAAUCUUUUUUUGAUCUGAAUAAUCCUGUUAUUGCUAUGGAUGGAGAGGAAAAAGAUGUUGAGCUCAAGCUUUGGUGGGUUGAAAGUGGUGACGCGUUGAUGAUGUCGAGUUGAGAUAAUUCAUUCUCAGUUUCUGCUCUAGAGGUUUAAGAAUCAGAUAAUUUUUUGAUUCUUUUUCAUGCUAGAGUUUCAUCAUUGUAAAAAUAGUGUUUUCAGUCUUGGAAUAGUUAAACAUUUUCCUGCCAAAACCACAAUGAGAAAUGAGGCAUACAAACUACAAACAUUACUGGUAACUUUUUUGUUCAUUGCAUUGAAUGUCUUAAUCAGUUCAACUCUUGUGGAUAAUUUGUGCUAUAUGAAAGAAAGUAAUUCUUGUUUA